Molecule: messenger RNA, 3691 nt
Organism: Xiphophorus hellerii (green swordtail)
Lineage: Eukaryota; Metazoa; Chordata; Actinopteri; Cyprinodontiformes; Poeciliidae
Exons: 4
Coding region: 2112-3065 (317 amino acids)
Source: RefSeq, a predicted model, not a curated record
UUCACAUGUAGGGAACGUGAAUGGGUUGUAGUGUGAUCAACACAUGCUUAAUGUUCUGCUGCAGCUAUUGUGCUUUCUUUGUUAAAAAUUUCAUUGACAAAUUCUUCAAAAUGGAGAUGUUGCAUCAGAUUUAGCAGAAUGUUUUGGAGAAUUUUUUAAGUUAGCAGCAUUAAGUGGGAAAUGUGGCUCUUUAAAGUCAAAAUCAGUUUCCUCAAAUGUAUUCUUCACUUUUUCUGUUGGAAUAGUACAGAAUAGACAGGCAUACUCAUUUAACAUAUAUCUUGCUUUCCAAACUUAAAUAGCAGUUCAGCUCACAUUCUAUUUCUGUUCCUUGGCAUUUUGAGUCUUUCCUCAGAAAAGUCAGGUACCAUGGAAAAAGGUGUUAUAUCUUUAGUUCUAACAAUCUGUAAAAUAUGACUCAUUUAGUCAUAGACUGAUAUUUGAUUGAACAUAAUUAAGGAACCAAGAUGGUUGUUUUCAUUGUAUGGAUGUUUGCAGAGAAUGACCCUUCCUGUCUGUCUGCUUCAGAUAGUUUAAUGUUUACGGCUCUGUUUGACUCCUCCUCCUCUGCUGGACUAUAGAGUGGACCAAGAAUGCAGUUACAUAAAUUAGUCAGUAGAGGUCAGAUGUGGCCUAAGAUUAGAUUUUAUUGGUGCUGAAACACACCCUAUAUACUGACUCCUCCAGCUCUCUCUAUUUUGGUGUGUGUCACUUGUGCUGUUGAUGCAAAAGACGACAGGGGUUAUUAACCAAAACAAAACACCCGAGCAUCGAAGCAUGAAAAACACAGUUAGUAUGCAGAGAGAACAGUGACGUAUCAGAGAUUUCUUAUCACUUCACUUGUUCAGUUCAUACCUCCCUUCAGACCUGCUGAUUACUUAUCUGAGCCCCUUUAAUUAUGCAGUGAUUUAGCUGUGGCCUGUGCAUUAGCUCUAAUGAUAAGGGAAAGAAUUUGAAUUCCAAGGUCAAAUAGAAACAAUAUUAAGUGUGUGCAGAUAAUUUUCCUGUUUCUGAAUAUCCUUUGCACUUUUUUUCUGUAAUCCUCUCUAUGUCCUCUCAGAAGUAAAGUGAUUAUUUUCAAAUUGCGACAGACUCCACAGACUUUAGUCAUCCUGCAAAGAGAUUUAGCCAAAAGCACAAAUUUCUCGAUUGAGCUUAAACUAGAUCAUGUCACACCAACAAACCACCCGUUGGCUUAUCUUCACACCACUGUAUGUGUCAUUUUGUUGCUCCUGGCACACAACAAAUUUGUUCCAGCACAUGUCCUUGCUUUAAACUCUCUCCUAAGUUGAGUCAUUUUAUAAUAUUUACCCACAACACUCACAUAGGGAGAUUCUCUUAGUCACAGAUUGUAAUCCUUACUUUGAAGAUCUAACGAAAAAGAGUGUGAAUUCAACACAUCAUAGUUCCUGUCAGUCUUUUAUUCCUGAACUGACACCUCUGAAUCUGUUCCCAUUUGGCCCAGAUUCUCACUGAGGUUCGCGGUGAGGCAGCCUGUACCCUGUAGGCAGCCGGCUACAAACAUGCAGUGACAAUUCAAAUUAAUCCAGUUCACUGGCUCUGGCAGUGACUCAGGAUGGAAAAGAUGCAUACGCAGCCCGCAAUGCUUUGGUGACCGUUUUAAAGAGGCAGGGAUUUGAAAAAAGGGGACAAAACGUAUAAACCCCCCCUCCGCAGAGGACAGUUUGAGUAUUCCAUCAGGUAUACGGCCCAAUUUUAGCUCAGCACUUUUGUUCUAAAGGAAGUAGACUGGAACGAUGCCAGGUCCAUUUAAAAGGCAGAGAGCGCGCCUUGUGGCUAAAGUGGUCUGAUGCACAUGCAGCAACUGCAGCAUGGGAUCUGUCUAGAGUAUUGUUAUGCAAGCAGGAAGAGAGCAGCCCCACUUGAUCUAGACAUCGGACAGAAGCUGAGAUGCUCUGGAGUUGGAAGCUGCUGUUUGGUGUGUCACCAUCAGAGAGACGUUUUUUUCAGAAGGACAGAGAGGUGGAGACUUGACUGCAAUGCUCAUUACUCAAAUGAUUUUACCUGCAUGCGCACUUGACUCCAUCACACCAAGUUUUGUCAGCAUCAUUGCAGAUUUCUCUUCUGUGAUACAGUGACUCCCACUAACCAUGAACAAUGGAGCCAACAUCAAAGUUUUAUCCCAAAGCCAAAGUGAUGCAAGCGUCAGUUCAAGUCUCCGUUUACCUCAGACCAUGAUGCCUCUGCCAAAGAUGGAUUCCAAACAGUACAGCAGCCUCCCCCUUCCCACAGUGCAGUAUCAGCUCGCCUCCAGACGACAACUUGCAUAUUCUUCAUCAUCUGUUUCCUCAGAUCCUGCAGACUUGGUGAGAGGUAAAGUUUUAAAAGCUAACCUAAUGCAGCAAAAGAUUGGUUUGCAUUCUAACAGAGGCCCAGUCGGUACAGAGCGAAGCAACGGAACAUGUUCGGCAUACAGCAGCCCUCAGAUUGCAAAACGAGACGUUCCACGUUCCAAAGACACAUUGGAUCUGCGAAACAGUGUAUUGACACACAAGGCUUUGAGAGACCUACAGCUAAGGAGAAACACCAAUAAGAACUGGACUUUUGGAAAGAGUCGUCUAAGGAGUCUAGACAACGCGCAAGAGGGGGACACCUUACCGAAGCACUCAGCUAACUUUUAUCCAGACCGAGAACGAGGAAGUUUCCUUUAUACCAAAGGGACAAAUGGGAAUGAAAGAUCACGUCCUUCUUCUGCUGGACUGGAGCACUUCCAAAGAGAAGUGAGGAACAUCUCAAACCAGGACUUGGGAGGUUUUGUGGGAGAUUUUCGUGGUAAUAAACCAAAAGAUUCUUACCAGAAGUUUAACAUGAAACGAAGAGGGAGCGAGCCAGGAAAAAUCAACAUGGCUGCUGUUGCUCCAUUUAGGUUCAGGUUUCAGGUCAGUGAGGAUACAGAUGCUACACUUGAUGACCUGAGUGACUGCUCCUCUGAUUCCAUGGAGGUCUGCUGUGAUGAUUUAGUGAACACAUGGAGGUCUCCCCAAUGUUACUCAUUUCAUUGCAUCAUAGCAGCUGACAAGCACAAAACUGAUCGCAUCUACUGACCAGGGAAAUGCUCAGGAGACAGCUGUGUGACUGUGUGUGUGUAUACACGCACUGAUGUUCCACAGUCACAUGGAUGGCCAGCUGGAGAAUGUAAAUCAAACAUAAUUUUGGAAGAAAUGAAAGAUUCUACUCCACCCUUCCCUCCUGAGGCUUGGCUGCGAUUCACUUUGACUGAAUGAGCAAAGCGUUUUAACACAUGAUUCAUGUUAGACCCUCAAAAUUAAAACUACCAACCAAGAGUGUGUAACCAUUUCACUGAGUGAGAAUGAGGGAAUAAUGUUAGUGGAAUUUUUAAAAUUUUGUUUUUGCACUUGCAUUUUGCUUUCACCUGUCCUGUUUUCACUUAUAGAAAUUAGAGUGUGUCUUACCUAUCAUAAAAUUAAUUGUGUGUGCAUAUUCUGAUUACAAUUGUUACAACUGAUGUUUAAAAAUUGAAUGGUUUAAUUGUGGUCUUCAUAACAUUUUAUUAUUUCAUUUAUUUAAAGUAAACAACAGAAAUUGGACUUACCAAAUAAAACUAGAUGAUUUUAUUUGGUUUUGUAUGCACAAAGUAUACAAACAUUAAAUGUAAAUAUAUAAACUAAUUUAAACAAACAACUAUUUGACUUCUAUCAUUAAUAAAAAG